GCUGCUGCUUCCGUCCACCUUGACGUCUUCUCGCUCGGCGGAUCGCUGCUGAACCUGUCGGCGGAUCUACCGGAGACUCUGAGGGAUAUUUACUGGUGGCGGUGUCUGUUUUUCUCCGUUAUCAACCGUCAGCUCGGUUUUUAGCCUCUUCGGGGCUACUCAAGGAGGCAUCCUGGAAGCACCCGGAGAACCGCGGAUAUCUACGCGGCAUGGAUGCUUCGUGACCCGCGGCAGGUGCGAGGAGAUGGCGGGGGAGCCGCCGGCAGCCGCCGCUGGUCGGGUGGUUCUGGUCAAGAAGAUCAUCAUGAAGGACGGAGCCGCGCUGCAGCAGGGGAUCGGCCGGCCCAGUGUUUAUCACGCCGUGGUGGUCAUCUUCCUGGAGUUCUUCGCCUGGGGUUUGCUCACCACGCCCAUGCUCACUGUUUUACAUGAAACGUUCCCCCAGCACACGUUCCUGAUGAAUGGACUCAUUCAGGGUGUGAAGGGUCUGCUGUCCUUCAUGUCGGCUCCUCUGAUUGGUGCGUUAUCGGACGUCUGGGGCCGGCGGUCCUUCCUGCUGGUCACCGUCUUCUUCACCUGUGCUCCGAUUCCCCUGAUGAGGCUCAGCCCCUGGUGGUACUUCGCCAUGAUCUCCAUGUCUGGAGCUUUUUCUGUCACUUUCUCGGUCAUCUUCGCCUACGUUGCCGAUGUGACGGACGAAAGAGAAAGGAGUACAGCCUACGGUCUGGUCUCGGCCACCUUCGCCGCCAGCCUGGUGACGAGUCCGGCCAUCGGAGCGUACCUGUCGGCUUGGUACGGAGACAACCUGGUGGUUCUGGUGGCCACUCUGAUCGCUCUGGCUGACAUCUGCUUCAUCCUGCUGGCCGUUCCCGAGUCCCUGCCGGACAAGAUGAGGCUCAACACCUGGGGGGCGCCGAUAUCCUGGGAGCAGGCCGACCCCUUCGCUUCUCUGAGGAAGGUUGGUCAGGACUCCACAGUCUUAUUGAUCUGCAUCACUGUGUUCCUGUCUUACCUGCCGGAGGCCGGACAGUACUCCAGCUUCUUCCUGUACCUGCGACAGGUCAUAAACUUCUCCUCAACAACCAUCGCUGUUUUUAUCGGAGUGGUGGGAAUUCUAUCUAUCGUAGCACAGACUCUCUUCCUCACUCUGCUGAUGAGAACUCUGGGUAAUAAGAACACGGUUCUGUUGGGUUUGGGCUUCCAGAUCCUUCAGCUGGCCUGGUACGGCUUCGGAUCCGAGCCGUGGAUGAUGUGGGCGGCUGGUGCUGUAGCUGCGAUGUCCUCCAUCACCUUCCCAGCAGUCUCUGCUCUGGUGUCACAGUCUGCUGAUCCUGAUAAACAAGGUGUGGUCCAGGGGAUGAUCACGGGGAUCAGAGGUUUAUGUAACGGUCUGGGUCCGGCUCUGUACGGAUUCAUUUUCUUCCUCUUCAACGUGGAGCUCAACACCAUGGACCCCAUCCAGGGAGAUUUUAACAUCGACCCGCUGCCUCUGCACAGCCCCACCGAGCACGCGCUCAUCCCCGGUCCUCCCUUCCUGUUGGGGGCGUGCACCGUCGUGGUCGCCUUCCUCGUCGCCCUCUUCAUCCCGGAGAAGCCGUCCUGCUCCUCCUCGUCCUCCCAGAUGUCCCUCAGCGACAAACCCCACCCGGACAGCAAAGAGUCCAUGUCCUCGCUGGCUGGCGUCCACAUCAACACGCCGCUCCCGGGCAGCGACGAGGAAAGCCCGCCGACCGCCAGCGACGAGGACUUCGAGCCGCUGCUGCAAGACAGUAUCGUUUGAUUAUCGGUCGAUCGAUUUUGUAAACAAAGGACUUGUUUUCUUUGCCUUCGUGGCGGGACUAAGUGUGUUUUUAUUGUCAGAAGAUUGACAUCGUUGAGCUCCGGUUGUCAGGAGUUGGAACUAACAAUACUGACUGAGGAUACGUAACAUCUCGCAACCGAUGAGGAAGCGAGGAGCUGCAGAUUAGCUGCCUUCAUGUUGUUGGACGGAAGAGUCCAGAAGGAAGGUGGAGCCAACGUGGACGCCACCGAUUUAACAAAAACCACCAAGAAGAAGGACCAGCUACGUUUUAAAAAUCACACGGACGGAAAGAAGAGUAUUUUUGUUGGAAGGAUUUUCGUUCAUCUUUAAGCUUGAAGUUGUGGAUUGUUUUUGUGACGAACAAGAGAAAGGUGUUUUUACCUUUCAGCUGUAUCAUUUCCAGGCUGUGUUUUAUUUGAUUACUGUACAAAGGAAACAAGUCUGCAGCAUAUUUAAGGCAGCCGAAACAUCAGUGUUGAUUUCUACUCUUCUUUUUUUCCUUGGUGUUGUUUAAUAUUUUUUUAGUUACACUUUUUUUUGUUCUUUUUGGGGAUUUUUAUUCUUUUAAAGUGUACAGUAUCUUGCUACGAGACGUCGAUGCUAACAGUGAAUGAAUGUGACGAGCUGAGAGAUGAGUCAAAACACCUGAAGACGAUUUAAUUUUUACUUUUAAUCUCCUUAAACCAGAGCAAGAGCGACGGAAACGGUCCAAAAGACACUCCUUGUAGAUAUUUAUCAGAAUUUAUGAGACGUAAAUACCAAAAUUAAGCAGAAUAACCGAACCUCAACGGAACCACCUCACCGGAUAGUUUUAAUUUUACCAGUCAGUGUCCUCAAGUGUCACUCUACCUCAGAUCAUAGUGUUUUUUUACAGUCACAAUCAACCUGGAUUUGCUGAUCUACCGUCACUCGCGUGUUUUAUUUUUAUAUCAAAGUCACUUUAUUGAAGUGCUGCUGGCUGCUGGCAGCGGGAAAUCCUCACAACUGCAGCUCUGGCUCGCUGUCACCUACAUGUUUUUAUUAAAAAUAUUCAAAAAUGAACUUAAUCCUUCUGGCUCCAGACCGCCCAGGUCUGCAGUUUACCGUCUGGCAGGUUUAAUUUUUACGAGAAAAACACGGCUGAGGUUUUCUUCCCCUGACAGCAGCGGUGUUCCUGUGAAUUAACUGAUACUUGAAGCACCAGAGAGAGAUUUUAUGAGAGCUUUAGAGAAGAUUUAGAGCAUAUGCCGGCACAGAGUGUACAUAGUUAUUUGCUUUAUGACCUUAAAAUGUAAAAUGUACAUGUGAAUGAUAUUACAGUUUGUAUAUAAUGCAAGUGAAGCGUGAGAUUGGAGGUUUUAUGUAGCUCGGCGAUGGUUUGAGGUGUUCAUCAGACACUAAAUAUCCCCCGUUCUUCUGUUCUAUUUGCACCUAAAGACGCUUACAUGCACACUAGUGUCCUGUUUUAUCACAUUUUUAACCUGAUAUGGACACGAAACAAACAGAAAUCAGGUCCCCACAUCCUCUUUUUUGAUAAAAUUUGGUGGUGCUACAUUAAAAUGAACAGUUUCUUGUCGUAAACAGACUCUUUCUUCUGUUUUUUUUUAGUAAUGAAACACCAGAUAUUCCAGUUUUCUGUAGCAGAUGCUCCCAGAACUGCGACAACAAGGAGGAUAGUGGUGUGCUUGUGAACGUUUUCCUUCUCGGCUGCUCGGUUACGGUGUAAAUACUGUACAUGGUUUGGAUGUCUGUACAUGUGAAGAAAAGCGGUUUACGUGGAGGUUUCACUGUAAAUACACGUUGUCUGUCGUCUCGUCUGGAAGUGUACCAGCCAAUUGUUGGAAAUUAAAGCAGUACAACACUUGA
Molecule: messenger RNA, 3646 nt
Organism: Acanthochromis polyacanthus (spiny chromis)
Lineage: Eukaryota; Metazoa; Chordata; Actinopteri; Pomacentridae
Gene: slc71a2a
Product: major facilitator superfamily domain containing 14Ba
Exons: 12
Coding region: 245-1780 (511 amino acids)
Biological process (GO): transmembrane transport
Cellular component (GO): membrane
Molecular function (GO): transmembrane transporter activity
Source: RefSeq, a predicted model, not a curated record